Molecule: messenger RNA, 1004 nt
Organism: Nanorana parkeri
Lineage: Eukaryota; Metazoa; Chordata; Amphibia; Anura; Dicroglossidae
Gene: SPDYC
Product: speedy/RINGO cell cycle regulator family member C
Exons: 7
Coding region: 80-961 (293 amino acids)
Biological process (GO): positive regulation of cyclin-dependent protein serine/threonine kinase activity
Molecular function (GO): protein kinase binding
Source: RefSeq, a predicted model, not a curated record
CUCCCACCUGUUGCCGUUCCGGCUGUGUGUGUCCUCUGCUCAGAUCAACCCUCAAGUCUGUGUCUCCUCCUAUCUCACCAUGAGACAUGUACAUGCUUCUCCUCGGGCCACAGUGACCGCUGGCAGCGGGGUGAAGAACACCGUCAAGGGACAUCAGCACUCAAGGGUUGUUGGAGCGCACAGGCAGCGAAUCCCUGAGAGAGAGGUUCCAGCAGCCAGGACAAAGGUGGCAAGGACAAUCAGCCUCCAGCCUCAUGAACGCCAGGCCUUCUACCAGCUCUUGGAUUGUGACAUCGUUCAGCAGUUCCUGUCAAUGGAUGUUUGCCUUAAGAUCUCUGACAAGUAUCUAAUAGCAAUGGUUCUGGCAUACUUCAAACGUGCAGGCCUGCGACUCAGAGAAUAUACAGCAAUGAAUUUCUUUGUUGCUCUAUACCUUGCAAAUGACAUGGAGGAGGAUGAAGAAGAUUAUAAGUAUGAAAUAUUUCCAUGGGCUUUGGGGGACACAUGGCGAGACAGAUACCCCCAGUUUCUACAACUUCGGGACAACUUGUGGGCCAGAAUGAAAUACAGAGCAGUUGUGAGCAGGAGAUGCUGCGAUGAGGUGAUGUCUAAAGAACCCUCUUAUUGGGCAUGGCUCCGUGACCGUCCAGUACACCAUAGUGGUGCACUUAGGAGUUACCUUCGAAAUGAAGAUCUCUUUCCUAAAGGUCCUGGUGUGACUCCAGCCAGCUGUGCUCUAUGCCGCAGGUCCAGCACUGAUGAAUUGGAUACAGUGGCUAGCAGCAACUCCUCACCAGAACCAAACUCAUUUACUUUUUCAAAUGUAGAGUGGCCUCAAGACCACCUAAUCUUGCCUCCACCAAUGCUCCUGGAUCCAGAGUCUGUCUACGAUAUCAACAUGUUUCAGGAACCACUGGUAGGACUGGAGCCAGGAGGGACAAGCCUUGAAUGGUGCCUCUAGCACCUGGCGAAUGCUACUUUCCCACAACCAGUAUACAAGCAAC